Molecule: messenger RNA, 1384 nt
Organism: Polyodon spathula (Mississippi paddlefish)
Lineage: Eukaryota; Metazoa; Chordata; Actinopteri; Acipenseriformes; Polyodontidae
Product: tyrosine-protein kinase ZAP-70-like
Exons: 8
Coding region: 224-1345 (373 amino acids)
Biological process (GO): cell surface receptor protein tyrosine kinase signaling pathway; innate immune response; cell differentiation
Cellular component (GO): extrinsic component of cytoplasmic side of plasma membrane
Molecular function (GO): signaling receptor binding; non-membrane spanning protein tyrosine kinase activity
Source: RefSeq, a predicted model, not a curated record
UAACUGAUGCCUGCCUGUGCGCUCUGACACCUCUCUGCUCUUGUCGUUGUGAUACAUGAAAACGACAUUCUCCUGCUAGCUCGGGACAAUACGAGAAUCCAACAAGUGGAAAAAACUAAACAAGAGGUCAGGACGAAUGUUUUAGCCAGCUGUGAAAAAUAAAGGUUUGGAAGCAGCAGUCAGUGUUCGGUGAUACACACAGGAAUCUCACAGGACAGGCGCGAUGCCGGACCCGGCUGCGGACCUACCCUUCUUCUACGGCAGCAUCAGCCGGCAGGAGGCGGAGGAGCAGCUGAAGCUGGCGGGCAUGGCGGACGGGCUCUUCCUGCUGCGGCAGUGCCUGCGCAGUCUUGGCGGGUACGUGCUGACGGUCGCGUGCGACGUACGCAUCUACCACUACCCCAUCGAGCGACAACUGAACGGCACCUUCGCCAUUGCCGGAGGCAAGCCCCACUGCGGCCCCGAGGAGCUCUGCGAGUUCUACUCCAAGGACCCCGACGGCCUGGUGUGCACCCUCAGGAAGCCCUGCCUGCGCCAGAGCGGCACCCUGCCCAAGGCCGGAGUCUUCGACAGCCUGCGGGACAACAUGCUUCGCGAGUACGUGAGGCAGACCUGGAAUCUGGAGGGGGACGCAGUGGAGCAAGCCAUCAUCAGCCAGGCCCCCCAGUUGGAGAAGCUGAUUGCCACCACAGCCCACGAGAAGAUGCCCUGGUACCAUGGCUCCAUCUCCAGAGAGGAGGGUGAGCGGAGACUCUACUCCGGAAUGCAGCCAGAUGGCAAGUUCCUAAUAAGAGACCGGAAGGAUGCGGGAACGUUCGCUCUCUCGAUGAUGUACGGGAAAUCAGUCUACCAUUACCAGAUCAUCCUGGACAAGUCAGGGAAAUACUCCAUGCCUGAAGGAACCAAAUUCGAUACCGUGUGGCAGCUCGUCGAAUAUCUCAAGCUCAAACCAGACGGAUUGAUUCACACGCUCCAGGAGCCGUGCACCAACCCCAACCACACAGCUGUCAUCUCAACUCCAAACCUGCCCUCAUAUAAAAGACCUGUAGGUCAUAAUGGGUACACCCCACCACCAAAAGCUCCAGAGGUGCCGAGCGGCCAGCGCCCACUCCUGCCCAUGGACACCAGUGUGUACGAGAGCCCCUACAGUGACCCUGAGGAGCUCAAAGACAAGAAGCUCUUCCUGAAGAGGGAGCAGCUGAUGAUCGAUGAGGUGGAGCUCGGCUCGGGCAACUUCGGCUGCGUCAAGAAGGGCGUCUACAAGAUGAGGAGGUCAGACCCGCGCCAUCGGCUCUCUUUAGUGAUCGAAACAGUGAUGGAUUUUAAUACCGCCGCUCUGUAUUAAUCCUGCUGGUGACAAUGCAGAGCCAUUUAUCAAAAUACA